AUGGAACCGGAUCAGGAUCAAGAAUAUUUCAGUUGUAGCGGUACUCUGCUUGUUUCGAAUAUGGAUCAAGAAUACUUCAGGAUGGAACCUAAUAUCUACGUUCUGUUUCGCUUCAAUGUCUCUGGAGUACGCCGUCUCAGGGAUAUGAGUAUUUCGCGCUUCUCAGCUAGAAGCUUUGAUAUUCAUAGGUUGGAUGACUACCUUCGACUUUCCGGUGGUACAAACAGGUUUGAGGAGGAGCUGAUUGAUAUACUUCGUCAUGUUGGCCCUGUUUACAGGAUGGGUGAUUAUGUGUUCUAA
Arabis nemorensis is the source of this 300-nucleotide messenger RNA. Lineage: Eukaryota; Viridiplantae; Streptophyta; Magnoliopsida; Brassicales; Brassicaceae. The record is from the annotation of a GenBank genome assembly.